Umbelopsis ramanniana AG is the source of this 709-nucleotide messenger RNA. RefSeq lists its product as uncharacterized. The record is from RefSeq and is a predicted model, not a curated record. Bases 41 to 538 code for a protein of 165 amino acids. Lineage: Eukaryota; Fungi; Mucoromycota; Umbelopsidomycetes; Umbelopsidales; Umbelopsidaceae. The transcript has a single exon.
UUCCCUUCUCAGCUUUUUCUAACAUUGCAUUUCUGUCGACAUGGAAGACAAUGCACCAUACCUUAUUGUCAGAGAGAUAGAAGAAACGGAGUAUAUCCGAUUGUUUGCAACCAAUGUUCCUUCAGAAGCAAAAUACGAAGAAGACUCAAACUACGAAAUAAGCGACGAUGAAUCAUACUCAGAAGAAACCGAUUCCGAUACUGACUUCGACGUCUAUGAGUCGCAUUGGUUUCCAUCUCUGACGAGGACAUCAUAUAUUGAGUUUUUGGAUGACAAUGCUUUCGAUGAAGACGUGGGCAGCUUUGACAGCGCACAUCCUCCCUUUCAAAAUCUGAUUUCUGCUGUUGACGCCAUCAUUGAAGAACUGGACGACAGCGACUAUGAUAUGGAGGAUGCCGAUGAUUCACUUUCUGGAGUGUCUUCCGGAAUCAAGCGGAGCAGUCCGGACAGGAACUGGCCACGUAGACGUAAUAAGGCGCAAAGACCAAAUUCAGACGCAGACAACGUCGAAAUAGAGGUUCACUAUGUCCAAUUUUGACAUAGUGAAGCAGUCCAUGUGCACCACGCCAGCAGCACCAUGAACGCCUUAAACUACGAAAUUAAACUACGAGAAACAUAUCACUUUCCAAACGAUCUCGUCCAUGUUGUAGACGAAAGUAGCACACAUCAGUUAUAGGUUUGCAAAAUGGAAUAUGCCUGAGAAGGCGAU